UUUGUCGGUUCGCCAGCUGCUACUGCAAGCCAACAACACACACACACACACACACAAAAUGACGGAGGAAGUGCCUGCCAGAGGCAGCAUAUUGGGCAAGCUUGUGCCCGCUCGCUAUGUGCUGGCGCUGCUGGGUUCCAUUGGCAUGGCCAUUGUCUAUGGCCUCAAGGUGAAUCUCAGUGUGGCAAUGGUUGCCAUGGUGAAUCACACGGCCAUCAAGGAACUGAAUGAGUUACAGCAUGGCAGUGGACCCGUAACCCUAUUUAAUGGCACAAAGGAUGCUGCGAGUGCAGUGGAGACCUGCUCACCGCCCGGUGGCGCAACCAAUGUCACGGCCAAGGUGGAGGAUGGACCAUUUACAUGGAGUGAGCCUUUGCAGGGCACUUUGCUGUCCUGCUACUUCUGGGGCUAUCUGGUGUCGCAGAUUCCGCUGGCCCAUGUGGCUGAGAACUUCUCGGCCAAGUGGGUGAUGCUCUUCUCGGUGGCCAUCAAUGUGGUGUGCACCCUGCUGACGCCUGUCUUCACCAAUCUCCAUUACGGUGGCCUGAUCCUGAUGCGUGUGCUCGAGGGCAUUGGCGGUGGAGCCUCCUUCCCGGCCAUGCAUGUGAUGAUUGCCUCGUGGGCGCCACCCAGCGAGCGCAUGGUCAUGUCCACGAUCAUCUAUGUGGGUACAUCUGCGGGCACAGCAUUGUCCAUUCUGCUCGCCGGCAUGCUGUCCGCCCAGUGGGGCUGGAAGUCUGUGUUCUAUGUCAUGGGUCUGCUCAGCUGCAUCUGGAUGCUGCUGUGGACUGUCCUGGUGCAGGACAAUCCCAAUAAGCAGCGCUUCAUCAGCGCCGAGGAGCGUCUGAUGAUCACCAGCUCGCUGGGCACCGAGCAGAAGGUCGAACAUCAUCCAGCCGUGCCAUGGGGCAAGGUCUUCAAGUCGAUUCCGUUCUGGGCCAUUCUCAUUGCCCACACGUGCAACAACUUUGGCUGGUACAUGUUCCUCAUCGAAAUCCCAUUCUACAUGAAGCAGGUGCUCAAAUUCAAUGUGGCCAGCAAUGCGGCGCUCAGCGCCCUUCCCUACUUCCCCAUGAUCAUCUUCAGUAUUGUUCUCGGCAAGCUCUUGGACACCCUCCAGUCGAAGGGUAAAAUUAGCACCACCUUUGCCCGCAAGACGGCCACCUCCAUUUGCACGAUCGUUCCGGGUAUUUGUCUGCUGAUCUUGUGCUACAUUGGCUGCCUUCACUAUGAAGCCGUCACCGUUAUGUCCGUGGGCAUUGUGGCCAUGGGCGCCAUGUUCUCCGGAUUCCUCUCCAAUCACAUCGAUAUUGCGCCCAACUUUGCUGGCACUCUGGUGGCUCUAACCAACACGGCGGCCACUCUGCCGGGCAUUAUAGUGCCCCUCUUCGUUGGCUUCGUCACCCAUGGCAACCAAAACAUUUCCGCCUGGCGCAUCAUCUUUGGUGUGACAAUUGUCCUUUUCGCCCUGGAGUUCCUGGUCUUUGUCAUAUUUGGAUCUGGCAGUGAGCAGCCGUGGAACAAGUCUGGAUCGCCCAAGGAUCCAGAGGCCAAGGAUGAGAAGACCCCAUUGAAGGACAUACCCGCCAAGCCCUAAGUCCUCGAGAGGCUAUUAGAGCGGAAUCGCGUUUCUAGCAUGGAUUGCAAUCUACUCAGAUGACUUUUGAACAGAGCCAAGCACCGAGGCACCGAAUGAAUUGGUCACCCUGGACUGUAUAUACCAAUCACAAAUUAUAGAUUUUAGUUUGCUGUAUCCCUAAGUAUCUCUUACAUACAUAUGCCUCAGAGAUGAAACAACACUUUCAGCCCGCCUAUUGUACUUAACACGCAUAUAUUCAAAAGUUAUCUACAAAUAAAAGCGAUGUCGUAGUGAAA
Messenger RNA from Drosophila obscura, 1875 nucleotides. It is a transcript of the gene MFS3, whose product is annotated as sialin. The record is from RefSeq and is a predicted model, not a curated record. Bases 59 to 1597 code for a protein of 512 amino acids. Lineage: Eukaryota; Metazoa; Arthropoda; Insecta; Diptera; Drosophilidae. Gene Ontology annotation, biological process: transmembrane transport; monoatomic anion transport. Gene Ontology annotation, molecular function: transmembrane transporter activity. The transcript has 4 exons.